AUGGCAAAUAUCACGAACCAGGUGGAAUCUUCCUGUCCCAUUGAAAUACGGGGCGAAUACAGCAGCAGUCUCGGGCUGGUGUUGGCAGUUCCUGAAUGGGAGGCAGCGAUAACAGCUACAGUGCUUUCUCUUAUCAUACUGCUGACCGUUGUGGGAAAUGUUCUGGUCAUUCUAAGUGUUUUCACAUACAAGCCACUUCGCAUAGUUCAGAACUUCUUCAUAGUAUCCCUUGCUGUGGCCGAUCUCACAGUGGCGUUAUUAGUGCUUCCUUUCAACGUGGCGGUUUCUAUCCUAGGACGAUGGGAGUUCGGAAUUCAUCUUUGCAAAAUGUGGCUGACCUGCGACGUUUUGUGUUGCACGUCGUCUAUUCUCAAUCUGUGUGCGAUUGCUUUGGAUCGUUAUUGGGCGAUCACUGAUCCCAUAGAUUAUGCGCAAAAACGGACGUUAGAGCGCGUUUUGUUAAUGAUUGCUGGAGUUUGGGGUCUUUCACUGAUUAUCAGUUCUCCUCCAGUGUUGGGGUGGAACGACUGGCCUGAUGAGUUUACAGCUGAUACUUUAUGCGAGCUGACUCAGCAGCAGGGCUAUGUGAUAUACUCUUCGCUUGGUUCAUUUUACAUACCAUUAUUUAUAAUGACUAUAGUCUACAUAGAGAUAUAUAUUGCAACAAAGAGGCGAUUAAGGAAGAGGACGCGGGCUGCCAAGUUGAAUACGAUGGCAACGAGGCAGCGUGCACAAACGCCACCACAGGAUCGGGACUCUGUGAGCAGCGAAACAAAUCACAACGAGCAUCCUGACCAAGGAGAUGGCAAGAACAAUGAUAAAGUUAAGAAGAAGAAGCACAAGAAGAAGCGUGUCCAGGAAUCGACGGCCAGGAGCGAUUCGCUGACCGAACACCACGAACACUCCUCGUGCUCGCCGGUGCAAGGAGUUUCGGGCAACCCAGGCCCGGCCGAGAACACAGGACAAAAUCCCGUACUCCUUAGUGUACCAGCACCAGUCAAAAAACCUCCUGCGGUGUAUCAGUUUAUUGAAGAAAAACAACGAAUAUCUCUUUCAAAAGAACGGCGAGCAGCCAGGACGCUCGGAAUAAUCAUGGGAGUGUUUGUCGUCUGCUGGUUACCGUUCUUUUUAAUGUAUGUUAUCUUGCCAUUUUGUCCCAAGUGCUGUACGACGAAAAAACUAAUCAACUUCAUUACAUGGCUGGGAUACAUAAACUCGGCGUUAAAUCCAAUUAUAUACACGAUAUUUAAUUUAGAGUAUAGACGAGCGUUUAAAAAACUUCUCGGAAUUAAAUAAACUAGUACGACGUGAUUCGGUGUGUCUCGCAGACGUGAGUGCAUGUGUGGUAACGAUGAGUGAUAAAAGACAAAAUAAAAUAUAUUUAAGUUAAAGUGUACUAUAUAAAGUAAGUUCAUCGAUUUUCUGAACGUAAUUGCUUAAUGAUCAUUAUAAAUGGAUUUUAGAUGUAAGAUAAUUUACAUGUAGACCUUUUAUUCUAUAGAACUCAUAAAU
Molecule: messenger RNA, 1512 nt
Organism: Ctenocephalides felis (cat flea)
Lineage: Eukaryota; Metazoa; Arthropoda; Insecta; Siphonaptera; Pulicidae
Gene: Oct-TyrR
Product: tyramine receptor 1
Exons: 1
Coding region: 1-1296 (431 amino acids)
Biological process (GO): adenylate cyclase-activating adrenergic receptor signaling pathway
Cellular component (GO): membrane
Molecular function (GO): octopamine receptor activity
Source: RefSeq, a predicted model, not a curated record